Molecule: messenger RNA, 1760 nt
Organism: Phalacrocorax carbo (great cormorant)
Lineage: Eukaryota; Metazoa; Chordata; Aves; Suliformes; Phalacrocoracidae
Source: RefSeq, a predicted model, not a curated record
AUGUUUGCGUUUUUGGUACUGCUGUGUCAACUGCAUGUGAUGGUGUUUGCAUUUCCUCACUGCACAGGGAGAUUAAAUAACUUGAAGCAACCUGAACAGGAAGAUGUGUUCACAUCAGAAAAGGAGGCCAAUUUAUUCAUUGGACGGCAUCUUCUGAAUAACAGAUUUGAUUUUGAAGCAUUCACAGCAGAUAACCUGGAAAGAGAAUGCUUUGAAGAGCUGUGCAAUUAUGAAGAAGCGAGAGAAAUUUUUGAAGACCCUCAUGAUACGAUGGAUUUUUGGAACAACUAUUCAACUAAAGGCCCUAAAAUAAAAACUGGAGAUGAAGCACUACAAAAGAUCAACGUUACAGGACUUCUCAUUGGUUUAGUUACUGCUGGAAUACUGUUGGUUAUAAUUGCACUACUUAUCUUCUACUGCUGCAAAAGUAGAUGCAAAUCAAGACACCCACCAGGGUACUUGGAUUAUGUAAGAAGUAGACGACGUAAUUCAUCUAGCAUCUUCAGAAGGCAUGAAGAAUUUUCUUUAAACCCGCUUCCUCUCAGAAGUGACGAUUCAGAACUACCAACUUAUGAGCAAGCAGUUACUUCAGGUGGACAACAUGAUGUGCCACCACCCCCUUAUCCAGGGCCCCCAAAAGGGGCACGAGUGUUUAAAAAGUCUAUGUCACUUCCUGCCCCUUAGUCACAAACCUUAUUCUGGGGCGAGUGGAGAGAUCACUGAAACAUAACAUACUUUUAUAAAAAGUGCGUGCCAUCUUGCAUAUUGCAAGACAGUUUACAAAAAUGUAAAAGAUCUUUAGCACAACUAGGAACAAGUGAAAAUCCCAUUUGGGAAAAGGAGUGAUCUGCUGCAAAGGCUGCAGGACUGUUCUUUGCACAAAGUUAUUGCGCUAAGGGGAGGGAACACAAAGAGUAUGUCUUGUACUGCCACCCUCUUCCAUAUGCACUUUGAGCCAUCCCACCAUACUAUUGAUGUUUCAUUAAUAGUUUAAUCUUUUUCUUUAGAAGGAACAGUAUUUUAAUUGGUUUUAUUGACACUAACCAUUUUUUGUGAUUAUUAAUACUUUAAACCACCAUAAGAUGACUACUUUGUUUGAUAUAUUCACUUCAUUGCUGUGUGGAUUUUCUAUUCGUUCUAGUAAUAGAUUUGAGUGUGAAAAUUAUUAUUUUAUCUUUCAAAUGUAUGUAUAUUACUGCUUCUGGAUUACACUGGUCUGAUAUAGACACUGCUCGUUAACACACUACUCAAUUUGUUGUAUCUUUAUGAUUCUAAUUUUGGAUGAAAGGGACCCAUUGAUCACAUUGCAAGUUACACAUUCAGACAAAGUAUACGAAUAUCAAACAGUUUUGAUAUUCACUUCACCUGGUAUUUAGUGCUGAACAAGUGGAAUACUAUGGGUCAAGGGAUGUUAAGCAAAUAGCUAGAGAUUUGUCCUUUGUUAAAAAAGUACCCAGGUUUCACUGAUAAUGUUUCUCUUGCAGUUUAAACAUCUUUCAGAAUUUAAAUUUUUAGUUCGUAGAAUCAAAGGCCAAACUACCCCACAGAGGCACUUUGUAUAAGUAUGUAUUGCCCUAUUGGGAUAACAAAAUGAUACCUUUAAGUAGAAUAAAAGGUCAUAUUGGAUAAAUAACCAGUACCCACAGAGCAACAGUCAAGAAUUUCAGGAAGUUGAAAUUAAUUUCAGGGUUAACUGUAUCAACACAAUUUCUGUAGUCCACUUGUAGCCACCCUUAAUUUUACAUCUUAUUAAAAUACCA